AUGACCUUCAAUCUACUCUCGGAAGUUCAAGUAACUCGGCGCCAGAUCCCCUCGUGGAAGCUCAUCCCCAACACGGGAAUUCAAGGAUACCCGCUCAUCAUAUACCAUGGCGCUUUCGACGCCACAUCCGCCGAACUAGAAGAUCAUCUGGAAGCGGUAGGGGAAGUCAUGCCCCAAUGGACAUACACCAUGUACAGCCAAACCCAUUUCCACUCUACCACCCACGAGGUGCUGGGCGUUGUGGCGGGUCGCGCGCGGCUUUGCUUUGGAGGCGAGGAAAACCCGCAACGGUUCGAGCCGACAGUUGAAAGCGGGGAUUUGAUCAUAGUCCCUGCUGGUGUCGGCCACCGAUUGUUGGAGGACGAGGGCAAGCAACCUUUCAGGAUGGUUGGCUCAUAUCCACAUGACAGACAAUGGGAUAUGUGCUAUGGUCGACCGGGUGAAGAAGAGAGAGUUAAGCGCAUCCAGAACUUGCCAUGGUUUCAUCGCGAUCCUUUGUAUGGGGACAGUGGUUUGGAUCUGUUUGCAUAG
This is a messenger RNA of Penicillium argentinense, 531 nucleotides long. RefSeq names its product cupin domain-containing protein. The record is from RefSeq and is a predicted model, not a curated record. The transcript has a single exon. Bases 1 to 531 code for a protein of 176 amino acids. NCBI's taxonomy places the organism in Eukaryota, Fungi, Ascomycota, Eurotiomycetes, Eurotiales, Aspergillaceae.